This is a messenger RNA of Acyrthosiphon pisum (pea aphid), 3739 nucleotides long. RefSeq lists its product as uncharacterized. Gene Ontology annotation, molecular function: sequence-specific DNA binding. NCBI's taxonomy places the organism in Eukaryota, Metazoa, Arthropoda, Insecta, Hemiptera, Aphididae. The transcript has 7 exons. The record is from RefSeq and is a predicted model, not a curated record. The coding region runs from base 576 to 1610 and encodes 344 amino acids.
AGAAAUCAAGGUGUAUCAAUACACCUUGAUAGAAAUAUAUAGAAAUCUGUGUAACAGAAUAAUAAAUCGCGCCUUUGGUAAUGCAACGCUGCAAUUCUUGAUAGAAAUACAGUAAGCUACAAUACAAAAUCUUUAAAAAUCGCUUUAUUUCAAACCACGAUUAAAGAUAGUAUGGUUGCCCAACAAAUAUAGAAAAGUGUCUACCAAAAUGAAUCUCUGUAAUCGGUAUAAAGUUAAAUUGAACAGCUGGAGACUUAGGCACUAGCGCUUAUAUGUCUUAGUGGCUAUCACGGAACUAUAAUUUACAUUUGAAAGGUAAUUGCAUUUAGAGUCACUACAACAAUGAACAAAUAAGAGCUAAAGCGUAAGUAUCCAGCUGUGUAGUAGUCCGUGCACGGAACAGAUGUGAUAAUAUCAAUUUUAUUUUGAAUUUUGAUAUCACCAAUGAGAAUUUGAGAAUAGAAGAAAUUAACUGAAAAUUACUUUUUAAAUUUGCUGUAACUAGUGUAACUUUCAAUUUUACGUUGGACGUUGGUGAAGGUUUGUUAUUAAUAUUGCCUACUGAAAAAUCAACAAUGGUCCAAAUUUGUUGUGUGUGCUACAAUACCAGAAAUAAUAAUAAUAAUGUUUCUUUUCAUUCAUUUCCAAAAGAUAUAUCUAAAAGAACCAUUUGGCUUAAUGCACUUAAUUUAACAUCAAUAUCAAAUUGGAAGAAAGUUUGUAGCGCACAUUUUAGUGCUAGUGAUUUUAUAUUUAGCAACAAUCGUAAUAUUCUCCGAUCAACUGCAGUACCAACAAGUAAUUGUAAAUUAUUGGAGGAACAUAGUUAUGCUGAUAAUGUAUCAAUACGUAGUCAGUGUUUAAUGAUUUCUGAUGUUUAUGACACUUCACCAUCUACUUCUAAGACAAAAAGUUAUGAAAAUGUAAACACUGAAACUUCCCAGCCAUCUCUGUUUAAUUUCUGGAUAAAUGGAGAAGUGAUAACUCUACCAAAAAAAACAAGAAGAAUUUGGAGUUCCAGUCGAAUAGAGGAUAUAAGUGAUGAAGUUAGUAGCGCAAAUUUUAGCGCUAAUGAUUUUAUAUUUAGCAAAAAUCGUAAUAUUCUCCAAUCAACUGCAGUACCCACAAGUAAUUAUAAAUUAUUGGAAGAACAUAGUUAUGCUAAUAUUGCAUCAAUAAGUAAUCCGUGUUUAAUGAUUCCUGAUGUGUCACCAUCUACUUCUGGGACAAAAAGUUAUGAAAAGGUAAAUGUUGUUGAAACUUCCCAGCCAUCUCUGUUUAAUCUCUCCACAGACGUAGAAGUGAUAACUCCACCAAAAAAAACAAGAAGGAUUUGGAGAUCCAGUCGAAUAGGGGAUUUACGUGAUGAAGAUUUUUCAUCUCCCAAAAGAAGAAAAAAUAGUCUUUGUUUAGUAAGAAAUACUGUUAAAAAUAUUCGUCGAAAAAAUAAAGUAUUGAGUCAAAGAAACCAACGUCUCAAAAAAAAAAUAUCUUCGCUGUUGGAUAUAAUAAAGGAAUUAAAAAAUAAAUUGCUAAUUUCUGAGCAUGCUGCUAUAAAUUUGGAGAUCACAAAAGUAAGAACUAAAUCUCACAAAAGAAAGAAGGUUUGAGAGGGGCCACAACAUUGAUGUAUAAACUUAUUGUUUUUCACAAUGAAAAAAAUGAAAAUCAGAUAAGCUGGUUGAUGAUAAAUUUGAAGGGUGAAAGCAAACUGCAGAAGUCUGCAAAAUAAUCAAUAACGCAUUUCAUAUUUUGAAUAGUUGAAAGUUAUAUUCAAAAAAACCAUACAAUAAUGCAAUUAAUAAUGAUCAUUUAGAAAAAUACCAACUUUUUACUAAGGAAUUUCAAAAAUAUAUUAAUGAUCUGAAAUUUGAAGAUGAAACAAAUGUUAUUGAUUCUAACCGCAAAACAGGUUUCAAAUGUGCUCUAGACUUAUUCAAAUUGUUAAUUUCAAAAAAUCAUAUGACAUUUUUCAUAACAUUAGUCAGUAUCAUUUAGAAACUUUAUAGUGCAUCACGUAGUAAAGGAGGAUAUAACGACAAUCCAACAUGUCACCAAUUUCAGGCAGUGUUCAAGCGAUUAUUGGUGCACAAUAGUAUAGUGGGUUCAGAUGUGAAUGGCAACUGUUCAAUCCUAGAUAAUACAAACAUAGAAGCUGCGAGUAAUAACAAAUAUAUUGAAAAUGAAAAAGAAUUAAAUUAAAAUUUUACAUGGAAAACUGAAAGGCUUCACUCUAUCAUGAUUAUUUUGAAAAUGUACACCACUUGAUCCUUUACGUUGAAGAUAUGUGUGUGUGUAUCGUUGGAUUUGUUAUAAUGAAAGCAAGUAAAAAAAUAUAAUUUAUAUCUUGUAAAUCCCAUUUAAUGGUGAUAACUCAAAGCAGUAAAUUAUCAAACGUUAAAGAUAGAGGUACUUCAAUAAAACCGAGUAUUAAUGUACAGACAAUUUACGUAGACACUGAAAAAGUUUUCAGAUAAUAUAAUUAUGCUAUAAUCAAUAUUCAAUAUAACAAAGACUAAAUCUUUCGUUUUAAAUAAAGUUAAGAUUAACCUGCGCAUAGUAAAUUUUCAAUAUUUAACAAUAUGACUUGUGUGAAUUAUGAUGUUCACUCAUUAUUUGAUAAAACUCAUCAAUUUAAAAGCCAUCGAGACCAAUUAAUCUAUCUCCUUUUCGAUACCUAUUACAAAUUACGGAUUUUUCAUGCAGUGAGGAAAUAAAAUGGAAAAAUAUCUUUAAGAACCAAGCCGACAAAAAUGAUUCAUUUUAGAUAAGUAAUGAAAAAUUAAUUUUUAGCUUAUUAAAAUUAAAAAUAAGAAUAUUAUUAAGCUGUUUGUAAUAUUAAUAUUUCCUAUUAAAAUUUAAAAAUUAAGAUAAUAGAGAUAAUAAUAUUAUUAUUUAUUAAGCUGGUUGUACCUUGUUCUGUGCUUGCACAUUGUCUUAUUUCAUUUUUACAUAAUAUGAUGAACGUGUAGUAUUAUUGUUCAUAAUUCCUAAUUAAUUUAUUUUUUUUUUAUUUCUUUAACACAUGCAGUAAUAAUUAGUCAUUAUCUUAUUAUAUUACCAUGAUUAUAAUUCAACGAUAUAAUAUCAUUGUAUACGAAAAACAAUUCCGAGCGAAGACGGUCAAUCAGCCUAUAAUAUACUACUAAGUACUAACUAUAUUUGAUGAUAUUGUAAUAUAUAUAUAGUAUAUACUUUAUGAUAUAUCAUUAUUUUAUUAGAUUAUAUUUACAUUUAAGAAAAUAAAUUAAAUAGUACAAUUACCAUCAGCUGUAUAAAUACAAAUUAUCAAUACAUUAUCCUAAAAUUAUAACAAUACACACACAUGAAAGAGUAAUGCUGCAAUCUACAAUUCGAUUACGGUCAAAGGUGGCAUCUCACACCAUCAUCUAAAAAAACGCAUACAACACACAAACGGGGCUCAGUCACUCACUCAAUCUCAUUUAACUAAAUUGUACAUUUUUAUUUGUGUUCUUUUAAAAGUAAAAAAUAAACUAAUUGUAAUUGUGUCAAAUCUAACUUACUACAUUAGCAUUCAUAUUUUGUCAAUUAAUUAAUUAAUUUGUAUUACAAAUGAUUUGGUACUCAUUGAAAAAUUAUUAUGUUUUUAUUAAUUAUUACAAGUAUAAAUUUCAUAAAUAUUUAAUACAUGUUUUAUAUCUUUUCAUAUUUUACAUAAUAAUAUAAUGUUUAAUGAUUAAACACAAUAAAGGAUGAAGAUAAUUUACUGAAAUAUUAA